AUGUACACCGUUGCGAGCAGUAUGAACCCCGGCCUGGGCGCCAUGAACUCGAUCAACAGCUACAUGAGCAUGAACUCCAUGGGCUCCGUCGGAAACCUUUCGCCCGUCUCGCUCAACAUGUCCUACACCAACCUCAGCCCGCCUCUCUCAGUGCUGCCUGGCACCGUCAGCCCCAUAACCAACGGACUCUCCUCGAUGCCAAGCUCCAUGAGCCCCGGUGUGGGUCCGACAGGGGGUCAGACCGCCCCCGCCAACUCGCUGUCCCCGUACCAGCCAAUGGGCCAGACCUUGGGUCCCUUGGCACUGUCGCCGGGCCUGAGCAGGGGCAAGGACUCCAAGCCUUACCGCCGCAACUUCAGCCAUGCCAAGCCUCCGUACUCCUACAUCUCCCUGAUCACCAUGGCCAUCCAGCAGGCCUCCAAUAAGAUGCUGACCCUGAACGAGAUCUACCAGUGGAUCAUGGACCUCUUCCCUUACUACAGGGAUAACCAGCAGCGGUGGCAGAACUCCAUCCGACACUCGCUCUCGUUCAACGACUGCUUCGUCAAGGUGCCACGCUCCCCGGACAAACCGGGCAAAGGCUCAUACUGGGCCCUGCACCCGGACUCGGGCAACAUGUUCGAGAACGGCUGCUACCUGCGCCGCCAGAAGCGCUUCAAGUGCCCGAAGGAGAAGCUCUCGCCGCGGGAAGCGGCCUCCUCCUCCUCUUCCUCCUCCGCCGCCUCAGCCUCGGCCGCCAUUGACGGCGCAGCUAAGAACUCGAGCCCCAGCUCCGAGGACGCCGAGUCCAGUCGGUGCGACACCCCGCCAGGCACCGAGGAGAGGAGGACCCUCACUGAGCUCAGCUGCCAGAGGGCGGGCGCCUCCUCUUCGGCCUCGGGGCCUUCACCGUCGCCUGCCGCGUUACCUCAGAACAUGGCCGCCGCCCACCACCACCAUCAUCAUCAUCAUCAACAACAACAACAACAGCAUCACCAUCACCACCACCACCACCUCCUCCCGCUGCUGCCCGACCUCCAGACUGACCUGAAGAUGGACCCUCACUACAGCUUCAACCACCCCUUCUCGAUCACGAACCUGAUGUCUUCGGAGCAGCCCCACAAAAUGGACGCCAAGCUCUUCGAGUCGCCCACUCACUACAACAGCAGCAGCAACAACAACAACAACAAAUACAACAACAACAACAACAACUCCUACAACAACAACAACACGCUGCUCGGCAAAAGUGGCUUCGAGGCGCCCAAUGUCGCCAACGACCCCGGCUCCUAUUACCAGCUCAUGUACAACAGCUAGGGAGGGAGCCAUCUGAUUAUUCUGAAACACUUGUGAACUAACUCUUAAACAGAAAUCAGUCUGGCCCCUGCAACAGACUGGGAGAAAACAGUGCCCAGAAACCCGGAGGGGCCUCUUACUACUUUCCUACAGUCAAAAGGAUUGGUACCUAUCAUCUCUGAAACUGUAUCUUAGCAGCAGUUAACAUCCCUAAACUAUAUCCCAACAGCACUUAGAAUUCCUCGAACAGUAUCCUAACAACAGUUGCAUCCCCAGAAUUGUAUCUUCUCAACAUUCCUGGAACUGUAUACCGACAAAAGUUAGUAUUCCUAAAACUGUAUCCUAGCAACAGUCAACGUCUCUGGGGCUAUGUCUUAGCAACAGUCAACAACCCAGGAACUGUAACCUAGCAACGAUCGGCAUCUCUGGGACUGUGUCUUAGCAACAGUCAACUUCUCUGAAACUGUGUAUUCCAGCAACAGUCAGUUUCUGUGGAAAUGUAUCUCAACGUGAGAAAAUACCUUCAGGAAAGGAAGGGAGAAACCUUGGUGGGAGUUCCCCGUCACUUUUGUCUUGGAGUCUUGUUCUAAUUUUAACAAAACUGUUCCUUUUGCAUUAUGACCGUGUGCAGUUUGAAGCUUGCGAUGGACAAAUUUAUAGUUCUUUUAGUGGUUGAUUUAAGACGUGAAUAUGAAGACUUUAUUUCUCACCUAAAGGUAUAAAACAGGUUGAAUUUAAUUUUAUUAACUACAUUGUAAAUCUUAAAUAACCUUUACCGAGCAGAACUGACUCAGUAAGAUCGGUUGCUGUAUUUAAGAAUUGUGUUAACAUUAAUUUUUCUCAUUAGUAUCUUUAAUAUGUCUUAGCGUAGCUGGUUUCAUGUUUUAUUUAAUUAAAUGUUGAGAGGAAAGGAAGGGGCCUCACCAUAAAAAAGAAACAACUGGUAUGACAAAGUACCCACUCUAUAACUGGGCAUGGUAACACAGACAUGGUAAGUGUGGCUGGCAGUCACAAACCCUGUGACUGGACUAGGUACUACCCAUGUGCCCAGACUGGUUACUGCAGGCACAAGAUUUAGCAAAGCCACAACCGGGUGACCAUUUGCAGUUGAGACCAUAAUGAGGCAAGACGUGGUUGAGAUCUGAUGCUCACCCUAUACCAGUAACAGGCAAACUUUGCUGUCUUCAAAGCCAAUCCCCACAUCAGUCACCAUGGGUUGGGGGAGAUGGUUGCAUAAUGGUAAUGUCACUGGACUAGUAAUCUGAAGGCCCAGCCUAAUGCUCUGGGGUACAAUUCCCACCAUGCUGGAAUUUAAGAUCAAUUAAUAAAACCUGAAAUAUAAAUUUAGUCUUGGUAAUAGUGACCAUGGCAACUAUUGUUGUAAAAGCUCCAUCUGGUUCACUGACGCCCUUUAGGGAAGGAAAUCUGUCUUCUUACCUAGCCUGGGCCUAC
Messenger RNA from Rhincodon typus (whale shark), 2724 nucleotides. Its product is annotated as forkhead box protein A2-like. The transcript has 2 exons. Gene Ontology annotation, biological process: regulation of transcription by RNA polymerase II; anatomical structure morphogenesis; cell differentiation. Bases 1 to 1293 code for a protein of 430 amino acids. Gene Ontology annotation, molecular function: protein domain specific binding; DNA-binding transcription factor activity, RNA polymerase II-specific; transcription factor binding. NCBI's taxonomy places the organism in Eukaryota, Metazoa, Chordata, Chondrichthyes, Orectolobiformes, Rhincodontidae. The record is from RefSeq and is a predicted model, not a curated record.